Molecule: messenger RNA, 1071 nt
Organism: Punica granatum (pomegranate)
Lineage: Eukaryota; Viridiplantae; Streptophyta; Magnoliopsida; Myrtales; Lythraceae
Source: RefSeq, a predicted model, not a curated record
UUUAUAUUUCAGGAACAUAUGCCUCGGCUCGCCUUCUUCUCCCGCGGGAGGAAAUGGGAUCCUGUAUAAAUCCUCAGUUUUGCAAUUUCGCUCCUCUCCUCUGCUUUCCUCUCCUCUCCGCUUUCGCUGCCUUCCCGCCUCACUCUCUCUCGAGCUCACCGCGCGCACAGAGCUUUCCUCUUCUCGGAAAUGGAGGAAGUGGACGAAACAGAAGCCGAGCCUCAGUUCCGUGUUCAGAGUCGGUGCGAUUAUCGGGAUAAACACCUCUUUCUUACGGCAAUGCGGUUUUCCCUUCACACAUUGCGGGUUUAUAUGGCAUGCAUCCUCCAAGGUCACCGCAUUGGAGUUGAGUAUUACGACUCCAGCAUUCGCCAACUUAAUGAGCUGGAAGUUUGGGAAGAUAUGACAUCGGAUUUUCCUAUGAUUGAUCUCGUUAAAUACCAAGCGAAGCCCCUCGUAAUAUAUACAAGCACCAAGAGUGAAGAACCAUUCUUAGCUGCUUCAGAGAGAAGUGAUAGAACCAGUGAGGAGGCUCCUACUGUGAAGCUCGUAAAAAGUUCACUAUUUAGCUAUGAACAAGCAUGGCACAGGAAUGAAAAGACAGAAGAUACCCACUGCAAUUUCUCAUAUUAGAUUGGUAUGCCUUCGAGUAACAGGGAUGGAUGAUGGGUUAAAUAUCAAGGAAAGGAUCAGUUAUGUGAGUCAAAAAUUGAACAUCCCUCUUCCAUUUAAGUAUGAUAGUAUAGCUACGUAGGUUCCAGAUUUAUCUUUUAUUAUUUACACUUCUUGAGCCUGGUGUACUCAUCAGCUGCACCUCCAUUUUACUGGUAUAGUUUUUCCUUGAAACUAGAAUUCUAACUCGCAUCUAUAUAACAGUAUCUUAUGCUGUCAAUAUGCUUUUAAUAUGACAUUGAUGAGUCAGGUCAAUUUUAUGAAUCAAGAAAGGGUAUGAGCUUAUAUGUUGGGAAUCUUUUCAUCAAUUUGUCAUGGAUUUCAUUUUCGGUAUUUGUACCAUUAUGACUUCUGGUUUACUGUACUAUUAAUUCUUUUUUUCUUUCAUGAACAAACUGC